AGAUAUUCUGGGAUAUCACUGCUAGCGCUCCGUCGGGAAACGUGUUUCUUUGGCAUUUUUCAAGCGGAAAUCGGAGGGAGAAUUUCGAAACGCUUGAUGGUGAGAGGGGAUCAUUGCAGGGUUAAAUGGGGAAGGUAUUUUUCGGGCUCUCCACGAAGCGACUGGUGAUAAUGGUCUUGGUGUGUUGCCGUUUUACUUUGGCGGAUCCAGUUUCCUCUCCAUCUCAGCACAGCCGGAGCUGAGAGAGCGGGAUCUGGUAGGCCUUCUGGCAACGACCUCACGGAGGAUCAUCUUCAAGGGAUCUUCUUUGGAGUUGUUCUGUGCAUGGCAGGGAUCUACUUUCUUGCUGCCUCACUGAAAUUGCAUGGCCUAAACGAAUGAAUAUUUUUAUGAGGCGCCUUGCACCAGAGAUGGGCCAGGACCAAACCAAGCAGCAGAUAGAGAAGGGCCUGAGGUUGUAUCAGUCCAAUCAGACAGACAAAGCCCUACAUGUCUGGAUAAAAGUGCUGGAGAAGACCUCGGAUCCUGGAGGGAAGUUUCGGGUAUUGGGGUGUCUGAUCACGGCUCACUCGGAAAUGGGAAAAUAUAAAGAUAUGCUCAAGUACGCCCUAGAUCAAAUCGACACAGCCAGAGAAAUGGAGGACCCAGACUACCUGACAGAGGGCUACCUGAACUUGGCGCGCAGUAACGAGAAGCUGUGCGACUUCCAGAAAACGGUGUCCUACUGUAAGACCUGCUUAAACAUGCAGGGCACCACGGUCAGCCUGCAGCUCAAUGGACAGGUGUGUCUCAGCAUGGGCAACGCCUUCCUGGGUCUCAGUGUCUUCCAGAAAGCCCUGGAGAGCUACGAGAAGGCCCUGCGCUACGCACACAACAACGAUGACAAGAUGCUGGAGUGUAGAGUCUGCUGCAGUCUGGGGAACAUCUACGUCCACCUUAAGGACUAUGAGAAAGCCCUGUUCUUCCCCUGCAAAGCAGCUGAGCUCGUCAAUGACUAUGGCAAGGGUUGGAGCCUCAAGUAUCGAGCCAUGAGCCAGUACCACAUGUCUGUCGCCUACAGGAAACUGGAGCGCCUGCCAGACGCCAUGGAGUGCUGUGAGGAGUCUAUGAAGAUCGCGCUGCAGCACGGCGACCGUCCCCUGCAGGCUCUGUGCUUACUUAACUUUGCAGACAUACAUCGCUGCAGGCGUGACGUUGAUAAAGCAUUCCCUCGUUACGAGUCUGCACUGGCUAUCAUGACUGAGAUUGGAAACCGUCUGGGACAAUCACACGUCUACCUGGGAGUUGCAAAGUGUUGGCUUCUGCAGAAAGACUUUGACAAGGCUCUUGAUUCUUUGCAGCGAGCACAGGAAUUGGCAGAUGGGAUGGGAAACAAGCUGUGUACGCUGAAGGUGCACUGCCUGAGUGAAGGGAUUUAUCGAAGCCGGGGGCAGCAGGAGGAGCUCAGAGAGCAGGUGGUGAAGUUCCUGCAGUGUGUCGAGGAGCUGGAGCUCUACUGCGGCAUGUGUGGAGAGUCCAUCGGGGACAGGGACCAAAAACUGCAGGCCUUACCCUGUUCCCACAUUUUCCAUCUCAAGUGUCUGCAGACUAACGGGACGAAGGGUUGUCCUAAAUGUUUCAAGUCCUCCAUGAAGCCUGGCUUUGUGUGAUUGUGAGACUGCGUUUGUGCGUUGGAUCUGCAGACACAGCGUGAAGCCUCGCGGGCUCCUGACUGAUCUGAGAGAAGCAGGCGGCCUCGAGAUGAGCUGAAGAUGUUUGAGGAAUAAAUGAUUCACUGCUCUGUGAAGAGGAUGCUGCACUGAACCCGGAGCGUGCAGAGUGCGGCUCUGUGGACACAAUCAUGGCAUCCAUCUGAGUGACAGCUGACAGAGGAGGUACAACUGACAAUGUUACAUUUCAUUAUAAGCUGAUGAAGAAAGAACCUACAUUGUCUCUGGUGACUGGCCUUUUUAACCCAGAGGACCGUCCAAAGAGCAUCUCUAAGUGAUAUUUGGUAUUUUAUGCAUUAGAAUUGUUCCAUAAAAUCAAGAUGACGUGAUCGUCAGUGAUCUUGGACGCAGGGUUUGCUGUUCAAAUUCUGACAUUACCUUUUACACAACAUCCACUUAUUCUUUAAUCAUCAGUUUUGUUUUUUUUAUCAGAACACAGAGCCAUUUCUGAAUUUCAUACAUGGUAUAUUUAUUAUUGUAUUCAUGUACAUACUAUUCUCAUGUUCAUUUGUUUUAAAAGUUUGACUUAGUGUAUUUGAGGUGUUUUGUAAAACCUAAAAACGAGCUAAAAUCUCUUAACCAUUCAGAAACUAGUAUGUCUUUACAGAACAGGUAAACGCAGCUGUUUGCUUUUUUUGCCUUAUUUAGCGCAAUUAAGGAGCCGGAUCAACACACAUUGUGUUCAUAGAAAUUCCUUUUCUGUCCACUUUUUCCUCUUAAGUCUAACAACACAAUGUUGCGAUUUAAGAACAAACACUGUUGAGAAGGAAACCUAUUGGUAAAGGAUCUUAUUUGACCAAUCACACACUUGUCAGAUAAUUAUUUAUGGGGAGAUAAAUGCAAUCUAGAUUCAUUUUGUGUUUUCAUGUUUGUAUAGUCAUAUACAUAGUCAUAUGUAAAUAUUAGUUAACUGGUAAAAUGUCCAUAGUCAGACUGACAUUAUUUACUUGCAGAGGCAUUGUAAUUUUAAGGCGGUUUUGAGGGAGAAAGCAAAAAAAGACUGAUAUUACAUCAGCUAAUGUUGCAUGUUUUAUUUAUAAAGCCAAGCAAGCAAAGAUAACAUCAAAUUAUGUAUUCACGUAACUGUAUUUACUUAUUUCAGAAUUGUUUAUUGUAGUAUUUCUUAAUAUUCAGUGGCUUUUGUCAUUCAUAUUCCUUAUAUAUUUGUUCAAUUUAUUGUAGACAUAUUGUGAUUUAGGGGGGGAAGAGCCAUGUCAGUCUAAGUCAUCGUGGCUGAAACAAGG
This is a messenger RNA of Plectropomus leopardus (leopard coralgrouper), 2953 nucleotides long. It is a transcript of the gene rapsn, whose product is annotated as receptor-associated protein of the synapse, 43kD. Lineage: Eukaryota; Metazoa; Chordata; Actinopteri; Perciformes; Serranidae. Gene Ontology annotation, biological process: synaptic transmission, cholinergic; positive regulation of neuromuscular synaptic transmission. The record is from RefSeq and is a predicted model, not a curated record. Gene Ontology annotation, cellular component: neuromuscular junction; plasma membrane. Gene Ontology annotation, molecular function: acetylcholine receptor binding; protein-membrane adaptor activity.